GGACCUCCAGCAGACACUCAAUUCCUUUCUCUUCACUUCAUAUCAAUGUUGGUUCAUUCAAAGGAUGCACGCCAUGUUUUCUAUAAACCUUCUCAACUAAGUGAGAAUUCAGAUGAUGCAAUAACACGACGGGUCCUCUGUAGGUGGUGAAAUCCAUUACGCUCCUCCCCAAAUCAGGCGUGAUUUCCAAACAUGGAGGACGACCUACACUGCCAAUCCAUACAAACACCAGCGGAAGCACGUAAGCGGCGCAAACUUAUUAUUCAGCGUAAAAGGCAGUCCACAGCUGAAAUGGAGAGAACAGACCAUACAAGCACUUCCCACGAAAGAAAACAAGGCCAUCGACGUAAAGAACCUGACCGAGUAAAAAACUCAAACCUGCAAAAUAUAGGAGGGGAAUUAACAUAUAAAGCUUUGUCAAAUCCAACAGAAAUAUGCCAGCACUGUCAAGCCAUAAUGUGGAAAGAAGAACGGAAUAACUCCAGAUAUCAAAACAGGCCACCCACCUUUUCAUUAUGCUGCAUGGAGGGACGAAUCAAACUCGAAGCAUUAAAGCCUGCACCAGAAUAUCUGGGAAACCUCUUAAGCUACAGUGGUGGUAAACGAGCCAAGUUAUUCAGAGAGAAUAUCCGUGCUUAUAACUCAAUCUUUGCAUUCACAUCAAUUGGUGCCGAUAUUAAUUACGAAAUCAACAAAAGCAAAGGACCUUAUGUGUUUCGUAUUAGUGGACAAAAUUACCAUCAAAUAGGAUCAUUAAUGCCUCAAAGUAAGAAACCCCAUAAAUUCCUCCAAUUGUACAUGUAUGACGACCACUCUUCAGAAGUACACAGCAGAAUCAAUUCAUUGACAAAAGACAAACCACAGUCUAAACUAGAUCCAGACAUUGUGGCAGGCAUUAUGCAUAUGACAACCACUUUGGCCCAACGCAAGCAUGGGACUGAUCGACUUCAACCCAAUCAUACACAAAGGGAAACAAAUUGCAGCAUGACUUUAUACUGCAAAACACCAAACUCCAACACCAUAUCAGGCUACACAAACAUGCUAUACGACAAUUUCUGUAUAUUCGCCCGACAUGCUCUUGGUAGCAAUCCAAGGUUCAUGGCUACAUCGGUUGAUCUAGAACGUGAAUUGGUAAGGCGAAAAAUCAGGCUUACCUACGGAGGAGGCAACGUUGGCCUUCAAGGAGCUGUAGCUUCAAUAGUCUAUAAUAAUGGUGGUAGAGUCAGAGGUUUCAUACUAGGAUAUAUAGCCACACGACAGGUUUACGGACCUACAUACAGUGUAGAGUACAACGUCUCCAGCAAUUACUAUAAGUAUUUCGAGAUGAAUCAUAUUGUGGAAGCCUUCAUUGUACUUCCUGGAGGAAUUGACACUAUGGAAGGUUUAUUCACUUUGAUCUCAUGGGCAUCCGAAAGGUUACACAGUAAACCCAUUGAUCUUUUGAACAUUGACGGUUAUUUCAAUAACCUAAUCAAGUUUCUAGAUGAUGCGGUGAGACAGAACUUCAUGGCUUUGAAUUAGAGGAAACUGUUCAUUUCUUCUUUCUUUGUUGAUGAGCUUUUGGACAAGCUAGAGUUUGCUAAGGCUUUCCCAGGAAUAUAUAAUCAUGCAUAAGUUUAUUUGGUUGAAACAUGAUUAAAAUAUCAUUUAAUCAAGUUACUGGGCUAGGAACGGUCGACCGUUUGGCGCGACGGUCGACCUUGAUCUUCAUCAGGUCGGAUUUGCGGAUCACCGUGACGGUUGGCCGCGGUUGACCGGCGAUCGACCGCUGUCCAGAAUAUUGGAUAUGUCGAUGAAAACCGAUUCCGACGAUUAACUCAUUAACUUCAAUAUUCCAACACCGAACCUUCUCUACGAUACCUUUCGGAUGUUCCUAAUAAUUGUUAGAGAGUUUA
This is a messenger RNA of Cuscuta campestris, 1895 nucleotides long. NCBI's taxonomy places the organism in Eukaryota, Viridiplantae, Streptophyta, Magnoliopsida, Solanales, Convolvulaceae. The record is from the annotation of a GenBank genome assembly.